Molecule: messenger RNA, 1191 nt
Organism: Pedinophyceae sp. YPF-701
Lineage: Eukaryota; Viridiplantae; Chlorophyta; Pedinophyceae
Source: the annotation of a GenBank genome assembly
AUGAGCACGCGCGGGUUCUCUCCCAGCGCUGCCCAGCGGGCCGUCGUGGCGAAUGCGCGCCGCCCGACCGCCGCUCCCCGUGCCAGCCCGGCUGCACGCGCCAGGCUGCACGCCCGCAGCGCACCGCGGCCGGCGUCCGUCUCUGCGGGCGCAGCGCGAGGCCGUGCGCCCAGCACUGCACCUAGUGCUUCGCGGCAGCGCAGCGUCUCCCCGGACCGCAUCUCAAGCGGCGGCGCAAGCGAGCGAGCCCCCCAGCUGUCGCGGGGCGGGCGGCGGCGCGGGGGGGCACGGAGGGCGGCUGUGGCGGUAGACUUUGGGCCGCACCUGACGCCGCUCCUGGAGGCGGACGCGGCGCUGGCGGCGUCGGGGAUCGCGCUGCCGGACCGGGCGCGGAGGGCGGCGCAGCGCACCGGCGGCGCGGUGCCCACGGAGGUGGUGUCCGGGCUGCUGCGUCUGUCUGCCGAGGGGGGGAGUCUCGAGCGCGUGGUGGCCUCCCUCGGGGUGCCCGUGCUGACGGAGCGCCUCCUCAAGGACCCGCGCAUCCUGUUCAAGGUCACCGCGGACGUGGUCAUCGACGGCGUGUGCUGCAUCAUCGCGGAACUCGACAAGCGAGGCGUGUCCAGGGCCCUCAGUACGGAGGCGCACCUGGUCCUGGGAGACCUUAUUGUGGGGCUGGUGCUCGACGCGGCACUGGUCCUCAUGAUGGCUCCCGCGCAGGGCCUCGGUGCGCGGCGGCGCGGCGCGGACGGCGGCGCGGGCGCGAGCCUCGUUGAGCGCGUGCGGAUCAGCGUUGAUGCGUUGCCGGCGACGGCGUUCGAGCGCGGCGCGUACACGACGGCGCAGCGCGUGCAGAGCGUCGCGUUCAAGGGCGCGCAGUACCUGGUCGUCGGCACGGCGUGCGGCGUGGCGGGGCUGUCGCUGGCAAACGGCCUGGUGGCUGCGUCGGGCGGGGACGCGAGCUUGCAGGUCGACGUGUGGCACACCGCGAUGGUGUGGGGCGUGUUCAUGGGCGUGUCCUCGAACGUGCGGCUACAGACGGUCGUCGGGCUGGAGCGGCUGCUCGAGGACACGCCCUGGGCGGCAAAGCGUGCGUGGGUGCUGGCGGGCGGCACGCUGGCGCUGCGGCUGGCAAACAACGUCAUCGGGGGAGAGAACUACAUCGACAUGGCGCGCUUCUUCGGCGUCCAGUGA